Messenger RNA from Phacochoerus africanus (Common warthog), 4756 nucleotides. RefSeq names its product hornerin-like. The coding region runs from base 72 to 3803 and encodes 1243 amino acids. NCBI's taxonomy places the organism in Eukaryota, Metazoa, Chordata, Mammalia, Artiodactyla, Suidae. Gene Ontology annotation, molecular function: calcium ion binding; transition metal ion binding. The record is from RefSeq and is a predicted model, not a curated record. Gene Ontology annotation, cellular component: cornified envelope; keratohyalin granule. Gene Ontology annotation, biological process: establishment of skin barrier. The transcript has 3 exons.
ACCCUGCAAGCUGCUUCAGGCUCCAUCUUACUUGUUCCUCUGGUGAACCAGGUUAAUUGAAUUUCCAAAAGAUGCCUAAACUCCUACAAAGCAUUGUCACUGUCAUCGAUCUUUUCUACCAAUAUGCUAAGCAGGAUGGGGAGUGUGACAUGUUGAACAAGGCAGAAUUGAAAGAACUAUUGGAAAAUGAGUUUGGUCAAAUUCUGAAGAAUCCAGAUGAUCCAGACACUGUAGAUAUCAUCAUGCAAAAUCUGGAUCAAGACCAUAACAAGAAGGUCGAAUUUACUGAGUACCUUCUGAUGAUAUUCAAGCUGGCUCGCGCUUGUAACAAAAUUGUCAGCAAAGAUUAUUGUAAAGCUUCAGGGUCAAAGAAAAGAGAUCACAUUCACCAGCACCAAGAGGAACAGAGUGAAACCGAAGAAGAGGAAGAAGGGCAAGAAUCAUCUUCUAGUCAUUCAAGCUGGAGUGAAGGAAAGCAUGAUUCCUCCUCCUCCAGGGGCUCCAGAGGAAGCAUUAACCACAGCUCCAGAAGAAAGAGGCAUCAAAGAGGCUUGUCUAGUUCUGGGCACAGGCAAAGCUCUGGGGAAAGAAGGAAAGAGUCAUGUGCAGGCCACUUCAAAGGCAGUAAGAAAAGCGAGCAUGGCUCUUGUCAGCACAAAAGGUCUAAGAGUGAAGAAGUUGGUUAUAUUCAUUCAAGUAACAGUAGAAUGAGAUCAGACUCAGCAAAUGCAUCAGGUGCUUAUGGAGAACAAGGGCAUGUGUGCCAGCUAGAGGGUCAGUCUUUCAGUUCUGACCAACACUGGUCUGACACAAAUGAAUCUUUAGGGAACAGACAACAUAAGAAGAAAUCAAGCCAGUCACUUAGAAAGCAGGAUCAUGUAUUCAGCUCAAAGAGUUUCAGAAGACAAGACCACUGGUCAAAUUCAAACGAGCCCACUGGUUGUAGUCAUGGCUCUGGCUCAGGCCAGCACUCUCAACAGAGAUGGCAUGAACCAAAUGAGGGAUAUCAAUCAGGAAACUAUGAAGAACAAGGAUACUGUUCUAGUUCAACUGAGGGAUCCAGUUAUGGCCAACUCAGGUCAUGCUCAGGACAGUUUUCUAGCUGUGUCCAACAUAGGUCUCAAUCAGGUCAAUCCUCUGGCUAUGGACAACAUAGAUAUGGCACAGGUCAGGCUUCUGGCUUUGGGCAACAUGGGUCUGGCUCAGGAGAGUCUUCUGGCUUUAGUCAGCAUGGAUCUGGCUUGGGUCAAUGCUCAAGCUAUGAACAACAUAAUUCUACCUCAGGACAGUCACCAAGCUGUAGCCAACAUGGAUCUAGCUUAGGUCACUCUACUAGCUGUGGUCAACAUGGAUCUGGCUCAAGUCAAUCAUCUAGCUAUAGACGAUAUAGCUCUGGAUCAAACCAAUCUCUUAAUCAUGGCCAACAUAGGUCGGGAUCAAGUCAGACUUCUAGCUAUGGCCAAUAUAGGACUGGAUCAGGUCAUUCUUCUGGCUUUAGGCAACAUGUGUCUGGCUCAGAAGAGUCUUUUGGCUUUAGGCAACAUGGGUCUGGCUCAGGAGAGUCUUUUGGCUUUAGGCAACAUGGGUCUGGCUCAAGAGAGUCUUUUGGCUUCAGUCAGCAUGGAUCUGGUUUAGGUCAAUCCUCUAGCUAUGGACAACAUGGUUCUACUUCAGGAAAUUCAUCAAGCUGUGGCCAACAUGGCUGUAACUUAGGUCAGUCUUCUGGCUAUGGUCAACAUGGCUCAGGUCAGUCUUUUGGCCAUAGCCAACAUGGGUCUGGCUCAGGUCAGCCUUUUGACUUUGGGCAACAUGGGUCUGGCUCAGGAGAGUCUUCUGGCUUUAGUCAGCAUGGAUCUGGCUCGGGUCAAUGCUCAAGCUAUGAACAACAUAAUUCUACCUCAGGACAGUCACCAAGCUGUAGCCAACAUGGACCUAGCUUAGGUCACUCUACUAGCUGUGGUCAACAUUCAUCUGGCUCAAGUCAGACAUCUAGCUAUGGCCAAUUUAGUUCUGGAUCAAACCAAUCUCUUAAUAAUGGCCAUUGUAGGUCUGGAUCAAGUCAGACUUCUAGCUAUGGUCAACACAGGGCUGGAUCAGGCCAGUCUUCUGGAUUCAGACAACAUGGGUCUUUCUCAGGAGAGGCUUAUGGCUUUAGCCAGGGAUCUCACUUAGGUCAAUCCUCUAGCUAUGGACAACAUGGUUCUACUUCAGGACAUUCAUCAAGCUGUGACCAACACGGAUCUAACUUAGGUCAGUGUUCCGGCUAUGGUCAACAUGGCUCAAGUCAGUCUUCUAGCCACAGCCAACACAGAGCUGGCUCAAGUCAGUCUUUUAGCCACAGCCGACAUAGGUCUGGCUCAAGUCAGUCUUCUGGCUUUGGUCAGCAUGGAUCUGGCUUAGGUCAGUCAUCAAGCUAUGGUCAACACCAAUCUGGAUAUGGUCAAUGUUCUAGGCAUGGACAACAUGGUCCUGCUUCAGGUCAGUCCUCUGGCUUUGGACAACAAAGGUCUAGAUCAGGUCAGUCUAGCUAUGACCAACACUGGUCUGGCUCAGGUCAGUCUUCUAGUUGUGGCCAGCAUGGAUCUAGCUCAGGAGAGUCUUCUGGCUGUGGUCAACAUGGGUCUGGCUCAGGUCUGUCUUCUAGCUAUGGCCGACAUCGAUCUGGAUCAAGCCAAUUUUCUAGCCACAGUCAAUACAGAUUUGGUUCUGGUCAGUCCUCUAGAUAUGGCCAUCAUGGGUCUGGAUCAGGUCAGUCUUCCAGCUUUGGGCAACAUAGAUCUAGCUCAGGAGAAUCUUCUUCCUUUGAGCAUGGAUCUAGUUUAGGUCAAUCAUUAAGCUCUGGACAGAAUGAAUCUAAAUACGGUCAAUCCCCUGCCUAUAGACAACAUGGUUCUACCUCAGGACAAUCAUCAAUCUGUGGCCAACACACAUCUGGACCAGGCCAGUCUUCUAGCUAUGGCCAACAUGGGUCUGGAUUAGGUCAAUCUUCUAGCUGCAGUCAACAGAUGUCAGGGUCAAGACAGUCUUCUGGCCAUGUCCAAAGUGGCUCUGGUUCAAGUCAAUGCUCUAGCCAAGGCCAAUGUGGAUCUGAAUGGAGUCAGUCUUCCAGAUAUGGCCAACACAGAUCUGCCUCAGGUCAGUGUACUACCCAGAAUCAACAAUCUGGCUUGGGUCAGUAUUCUAGCUCUGAACAACAUGGGCCUGGCUCAUAUUGUUCAUCUUGCUCUGAACAAAGUGGUUCUGGACCUGGUCAGUGUUCUAGCUAUGAGCAACAUGAAUUACAAGGGAGAUGUAGGUCAAGUUCAAGUGGAACUCAUGAAGGGUACAGUAGACCACAAACAGGUUCAAGUCCUAAUCAGUCAAGAAGAAAUAGUCAGGAAUGGUCAGGGUACUGCCAAAAAGAAAGAAGUAGGAGCUGCAGUCCAACAAGCGGCGAGUCUGAUGGAUAUGAGAGUAUUCAUGGACAAUCAAGAACAUGUAGGCAACAAAGCCAAGGAUGCAGCCAGGAUCAGUGGGAAUCCAGCUGUAGCUAUUCAAAUUGUAAUGAAGGGCAACCAAGAAGUAGUUAUAGACAACUAGAAAGUUCCUCAAGUUGUGGCUCUGGACAAUUUAUACCCUCCUGUGGACAGUCUAGAUCCAACACUACCAAUACACUGUUAAUUUGCAAGGAGGAUAACAGACAAGGUGGCUAUUUUCACCAGAGAGAAGUUGGUGACUGUGCAGGAGGAAAUACCAUCUCAAGCUCCCAUAGUUUCCACAGCAGCACUCCACUCUAUGAAUAUGUCCAAGAGCAGAGGUGCUAAUUCGAGGAAUGAACAAUAAAUAAGUGAAAUUAACUCAAGUAGCAGUUUAAGAAAUAUGAAACUAUUAUAUAUGAGCAAUUCAUUACAAACCUUCUCUUUAAAAGUGGAGGUAUCUAUUUCUGUCUUUUCCAUUUUUAAACAUUUAACUGUACUCAAUUCGUGGUUAUUGGGUUCCUUCCAAAGAAUAUAGGAUAUGAGGGAUACUUUGUUGGGAAAUACUGGUGAAUAAAAAAUGUGUGGGAAUAAAUUUGGAAGAACAAUGAAAAGCAGUUAAGAUGCUUGGGUUUGGUCGAAAUAUCUUUUUGAGAGCACUUUGCUCAUUAUAUGAUGCCAAAGCUAAGCUUUCAUCUAUAAGGAACAAAAAAUUAUAAAUGCGCUACCAGUUCUGGAGUCAAAGUUUCUCUUACAGUAACAUGACAACAAUUUUUGUGUGCCCCACAAUGGGUGCUGGCAGAAAGGCGAAGACCCUAAAAACAAAGAUGCAGCACUGGUAGCCUCUUUACUUAUCAAAACAACCAAGCCCCUAUUCUUAGGUAUAUGUUUAAUUGUUAAACUAAUGAAAGGCAUAAAAAAGUAGCACCAGGUGCUUCUUCCAAACCUGUGUGCGAGAAUUUUAUCUUAAAGGGCAGAGAUGAAUCAGUUCAGGUUUAGAGAGCUCUGGCUUAGUUUGAACAAGAAUGAUCUUGAAGCCUACUACUAAGAAUUUUCUCCAGGUUAAAAAAAAAUUUAGAAGAUCAAUAGUAGGAAAAUACAAUGGCUCCAAACUACUUCUGUAGUCACUGGUCUUUCCUCAUAGAAAAAAAUCUAUUUAUACAGAGAUGGAACAAAAAGCUGUCCACUGCCACUGCUGAACAGUUUCUUAGUUUAAGUAGAGCACAUUUGUUUCAAGUUUUUGGAUUCAAAUAACUGGACUGUAUUAAAAAUGACAAUAAACAAUGGUGACCAAAUACUGA